CAAAUCCCGUGUAGUUGAAUUGUGGACUGCUACAUUCAACAACCGGCAGGCUUUUCGUCUGGAAAACAGGUUCACUGAAUACUUGAUGGAUUUUCCUGUAUUCUCAGCAUACAACGGAGAGCUGAUCUCCAUCGAUUACCACAAGAUGAAGCCCUCAGCCGCAUCUUUCUGUCAUAAUUGGGAACAAAUCGAAGCAAACAUUUUGAAGCAGAAUAGUCAUCUCUACAAGGAAAUCAAAGCAGAUUUUAUUCGAGCGCUGUCAAUCAUCCGAUUGAAAAAUCCAUCCAGAGGAUCCAAAAGGAAGCAAGACAAUUCCAGAAAGGAAAACCCACUAUCUGGUAUCGUUGAAUGGAUUAAGAUGGAAGAUGACCCACCCAUGACAGAAUCGGUGGCACCGGUUUUGUACGUAAGGGGGGAGCAGCUGCAAAUGAGCCAAGAUUGUUUCCUUAAGUGGCAUGACUGGAUUAUUCCUGUAGCGCUGGACGUGAAGUGCGCGUUUGAGUUGCUAGUGAUGUCGCUUAUGGUAUUCAAUGUCCCGCCUUCACCGACAGACAAACAGUUCUAUCUGUUUAUCAACGGAGCAAUAUGCCAAACGGAAACAUUGAGUACCACCGGAGCAAAAUUCCUGCACUCACUCAACUAAAUGGCUUUGCAUUGCUGCAACCUGAUAAU
Molecule: messenger RNA, 672 nt
Organism: Aedes aegypti (yellow fever mosquito)
Lineage: Eukaryota; Metazoa; Arthropoda; Insecta; Diptera; Culicidae
Exons: 4
Coding region: 86-643 (185 amino acids)
Source: RefSeq, a predicted model, not a curated record